GGGGCGGCCCGCGGCCGCGCUGACGGUGCCGCUCCCUGUGUGGCAGAUGACGGGCCUGGACGUGGAGAAGGACCAGAUCCUGGAGAUGGCCUGUCUCAUCACCGACUCCGACCUCAACGUCCUGGCAGAGGGUCCCAACCUGAUCAUUAAUCAGCCCGACGAGCUGCUGGAGAGCAUGUCCGAGUGGUGCAAGGAGCACCACGGGAAGUCUGGCCUUACUAAGGCUGUGAAGGAGAGUAAAAUUUCCUUGCAGCAGGCGGAGUAUGAGUUUCUGUCCUUCGUGCGCCAACAGACACCGCCGGGGCUCUGUCCUCUCGCAGGUAACUCUGUUCACGCAGAUAAGAAAUUUCUUGACAAAUACAUGCCUCAGUUCAUGAGGCAUCUUCAUUACAGGAUCAUUGAUGUGAGCACCGUCAAAGAGCUCUGCAGACGCUGGUAUCCAGAAGAAUACGAGUUUGCACCAAAGAAGGCGGCUUCUCACAGAGCACUCGAUGACAUCAGGGAAAGCAUCAAAGAACUUCAGUUCUACAGAGAUAGCAUCUUCAAGAGGAAAACGGAUGAAAAGAAAAGGAAACUAAUAGAGAACGGGGAGAGCGAUAAAACUGCCAGCUGAUUCCUCCCCGUGCCCUGCCAGCCCACGGCACGUACCCGAUGCGUCUCCAGGUUCUUUUCCGUUUGCCAGUCUCCCGAGAAGCUGCAGCCCUCAGUUACCUCCUUUCUUAACAGCCGUUAGAGCGCAGAAGGAAGCCCGAGUUCCUGCUUCUGUUCUGUGCCAGCCAGGAACCCACACACUCGAGCCUCGGCAGCGCCUUCGUACCUUCUAGGUAAACCCCGCAGUUUGAUACUCCUCUUCCUCUGGUUUUAGACGCCAUCUUUCACUACACAAUAAACACAGUUCUGUUGAAAAA
This is a messenger RNA of Calidris pugnax (ruff), 908 nucleotides long. RefSeq names its product RNA exonuclease 2 (gene REXO2). Gene Ontology annotation, cellular component: mitochondrion. The transcript is spliced from 6 exons. The record is from RefSeq and is a predicted model, not a curated record. Gene Ontology annotation, molecular function: nucleic acid binding; 3'-5'-RNA exonuclease activity. The coding region runs from base 47 to 613 and encodes 188 amino acids. NCBI's taxonomy places the organism in Eukaryota, Metazoa, Chordata, Aves, Charadriiformes, Scolopacidae.